ACCUUAAGGAACUCUUUUAUACAAUGGCUGCGUUAACUGUGUUGAUUUUUGCAACCAUAAUGGUAGUUCAUGUUUGCUGCUUGCCAUGUCUAUCAGACAAAUCUAAGAAGAUAUUUGAGAAAACCAAAAAGACAUUGGAUGGUUUAGAGAAGGAACUAGAGAAGAAAGAAUGGAAAACGUACAAAGAUCAUUGUUAUUAUCUUGGAGGAGAUGCUGAAACUUGGUUCACCGCAGAGAAAAAAUGUCGUCAAAUAGGUGGAUAUCUUGUCAAAAUUGACGAUUCAUCAGAAAAUGUAUGGUUAAAAACACAGUUUAGUAAGGGAGCCAAUUACUGGAUUGGUCUGACUGAUCUUCAGGAGGGACAGUUUAGAUGGUCUUAUGAUCAGGAAAAGGCAAAAUUUACAUCAUGGAACAGCGGAGAACCUGGUAACCAUGGUGGUAAUGAGGAUUGUGCAGGUCAUCACGGUCACACAGAUACUUGGUUUGACGCACCAUGUCAUAGCAAAUACAACUGGAUAUGUGAAAGAAACUUCUGCAACUAGAUCAAAGACUAAACGCAUAUGAGGUUGAUUGAAAAAGAUAUUAAAACUUGAAUAAAAUGCAA
Molecule: messenger RNA, 604 nt
Organism: Mytilus trossulus (common blue mussel)
Lineage: Eukaryota; Metazoa; Mollusca; Bivalvia; Mytilida; Mytilidae
Product: perlucin-like protein
Exons: 6
Coding region: 24-542 (172 amino acids)
Molecular function (GO): signaling receptor activity
Source: RefSeq, a predicted model, not a curated record